AUGUAUAAGGUUGAGCCUAUGCUUCCCAGUGAUAUCUUCUCACUGGACUGGGUGAAUUUGGACGAGAAGUCCGAAAGCUUUCCAUUAAGCUAUUAUCUCUAUUAUCUAGUCAACCACGGGGAGGACUGUAUAGUCAUUCCUUCUUUACCAGAAUAUAAAACUUCCUUUACAUAUAAGAGAAAUGUGUGUGCAUAUAUGAUAGGGAAGUUGGAGGAGAAGGAUGGGUUUAUAAACGCGCAUAUCUCUGCAGUCUCAGUUGCCCCCUCUUAUAGAAAAAAUCGUUUCGGAAGGCUGUGCAUGAGUGUUAUAGAAAAAAGCGGAGAUGUCUACAAUGCGCAUUUUGCCGACUUAUACGUUAGAGAGGGAAACAUAACAGCGAUUGAAUUCUACAAAAAAUUAGGAUAUGCUGUUUAUAGAAAGGUAUUCAAUUAUUAUGUCGACGGGGAUGGAGAAAAUGCUCUUGAUAUGAGAAAAUCACUGAAGAUGGACAGGAACAAGGUAUGUAUGGCGAGGGGGGCAGACAUUCAAGCUUCCGAACUAAAAUAA
Messenger RNA from Encephalitozoon romaleae SJ-2008, 546 nucleotides. Its product is annotated as ribosomal-protein-alanine acetyltransferase. Gene Ontology annotation, biological process: N-terminal peptidyl-methionine acetylation. The transcript has a single exon. Gene Ontology annotation, molecular function: protein-N-terminal amino-acid acetyltransferase activity. Bases 1 to 546 code for a protein of 181 amino acids. Gene Ontology annotation, cellular component: NatB complex. The record is from RefSeq and is a predicted model, not a curated record. NCBI's taxonomy places the organism in Eukaryota, Fungi, Microsporidia, Unikaryonidae.